UUCCUGUGGAAAUGAUCAGAAGCUCUAAAACCAGGCGGAAGUAGCAUGGAACGGAAUGGCCUCCCUUGAGUCGUUGAUACAGAAAUGCAACUCUCUCUCUCACGUCAAACAGCUCCAAGCCCAUUUCAUAACCACCAGCCAACUUCUCUUCUGUUCCUCCCGUACCAAACUCCUCGAGCUCUGCGCCGUCUCACCCUUUGGUGACCUCUCUUACGCCACCCACCUAUUCCGACACAUCCAAAAUCCAUCAACUAAUGAUUGGAACGCCGUCGUUCGGGGCCUCGCAGCCGGCCCCGAACCCACGAGGGCCAUCUCGUGGUACCGAACCAUGUCGCGCCAGUCCUGCAGAGUGGAUGCGCUCACCUGCUCAUUCGCUCUCAAGGCAUGUGCACGUGCGCUGGCUCGCUCCGAGGCCAUGCAGAUACAUUCUCAAGUUGUGCGAUUAGGAUUCUAUGCCGACGUUCUCUUGAUGACUACUUUGUUGGACGCGUACGCUAAAUCCGGCGAUCUUGAUGGUGCCAAGAAGGUGUUUGAUGAAAUGGUUGUUAGAGAUAUUGCCUCGUGGAACGCUUUGAUUGCUGGGCUGGCUCAGGGAAGUCGACCCAGUGAAGCUAUAGAGUUGUUUAACGGAAUGCGGGUAGAGGGUUGGAAGCCUGAUGAAAUCACUGUUCUUGGGGCUCUCUCGGCGUGUUCGCAAUUGGGUGCUUUGAAAGAAGGCGAAAAGGUUCACAGUUAUAUCAUGGGAGAGAAGCUUGACAUGAACGUGCAAGUUUGCAAUGCAGUUAUUGACAUGUAUGCAAAAUGUGGCUUUGCCAAUAAGGCAUAUACGGUGUUUAAGAACAUGUGCUGUAGGAGUCUUGUUACGUGGAAUACCAUGAUUAUGGCGUUUGCCAUGCAUGGUGAUGGAUACAAGGCUCUUGAGCUUUUUGAGCAAAUGGGUCAAGCCGGGGUGCACCCAGAUGCGGUGUCAUAUCUUGGCGCAUUGUGUGCAUGCAACCACGCAGGCUUAGUGAAUGAUGGGGUUCGGUUGUUUGAUUCCAUGGCAGGGUCUGGGUUGACACCUAAUGUUAAGCAUUAUGGUAGUGUGGUUGAUUUGUUGGGUCGUGCUGGGAGGCUCAAAGAGGCUUAUGAUAUUGUAAGCUCUAUGCCUAUGAAAUCCGAUGAGGUUCUUUGGCAGACUUUGCUUGGUGCAUGCAAGACUUAUGGGAAUGUGGAAAUGGCUGAGAUUGCCUCACGGAAGCUGGUGGAGAUGGGGUCUAAAAGUUGUGGGGAUUUUGUGUUACUGUCGAAUGUUUAUGCAGCUCAUGAGAGAUGGAAAGAUGUGGAUAGGGUGCGAACGGCGAUGAAGGAUAGAGAUGUGAAGAAGAUACCAGGGUUUAGUUACAUCGAAGUGGAUGGCGUCAUACAUAAGUUUGUAAAUGGUGAUCAGAACCAUUUCAAUUGGCGCGAGAUUUAUGCAAAGCUAGAUGAGAUUAAGUUCAGGACUAAAGCCUAUGGGUAUGUGGCUGAGACUAACUAUGUGUUGCAUGAUAUAGGACAAGAGGAGAAGGAGAAUGCAUUGUGUUAUCACAGCGAGAAGUUGGCUGUGGCUUUUGGUUUGAUUAGCACAGCUGAGGGGACCCCAAUCCAAGUGAUUAAGAACCUUAGGAUAUGCGGGGAUUGUCAUGUUGUGAUUAAAAUUAUAUCAAAGAUCUACAACAGGGAAAUCGUUGUGCGAGAUCGAGCUCGAUUUCACAGAUUUACAGAAGGUUUAUGUUCUUGCAAAGAUUAUUGGUGACACAGAACCUAUAGUUCCUGGGUCAUGAAGAUGGCCUAUCAUCAAUCUAAAUCAGUGGAAAACUGAUGAUGGGCGAUUUGUAGCCUGCUUUCCAGACACAGAAGUUGAGCUUGUUACCUAGACUAGUCGCUGGGGAAAACAACAUUUUGUCUCCUGUAUCCAUCAACAUUUUUGGGGAUGAAGAUGACAUCUGCAAGAGGGAGUUUGGGGUGGUAUACAUGUUGCCAGGUAUACUUCAUACAUAAUCGACUGCAGAGGUACGGACAUGUAUACAUGUUCAUGCAAUCCAACCCUCUCCCAUUUAUUCUUUUCACUUCUUAUCUUCGUAUUUCUUUUUCUGUCGUUCAAUCCUUUGCGGCAGUUCCAAUCUUUCGCAAGCGGUCUUUUAUCUUCAACCAUCCGAUUCAAUACACAGCCUUGUUAAAUAACAUUUUGCUAAUACUGAUUUUACCAAUGAGAAGACUUGUUUUCUUUUUUGUUUUA
Messenger RNA from Juglans regia (Persian walnut), 2260 nucleotides. RefSeq names its product pentatricopeptide repeat-containing protein At1g34160. The record is from RefSeq and is a predicted model, not a curated record. Gene Ontology annotation, molecular function: RNA binding; protein binding; zinc ion binding. Bases 56 to 1777 code for a protein of 573 amino acids. Lineage: Eukaryota; Viridiplantae; Streptophyta; Magnoliopsida; Fagales; Juglandaceae. The transcript has a single exon. Gene Ontology annotation, biological process: RNA modification.